Molecule: messenger RNA, 774 nt
Organism: Bathycoccus prasinos
Lineage: Eukaryota; Viridiplantae; Chlorophyta; Mamiellophyceae; Mamiellales; Bathycoccaceae
Exons: 1
Coding region: 1-774 (257 amino acids)
Cellular component (GO): mitochondrion
Source: RefSeq, a predicted model, not a curated record
AUGCAGACGCUUUACGCGCUCGCAGCGAGAAGGUCGCGCGACCUCAAUCGCGUAUACCGCCCUAUAAACAACACCAGCACUACUACUCGCCAAAAUCCUCUUUUCAUCUCCUCCUCCUCCUCCUUUCCUUCUCGAGAAAGAGACGACAUUAAAACCCCUACCCCUACCGGGAAAGUGCGUCUCCUGUACAAAGGUCCAAACGUGAAACUCUUUCGAGCGAUUGUUCGAUUCAAACUGCUGCAGGUAUUCUCAAUCGGGGCGGUGAGCACACCUCUUUUGCUCGUGUUUGGAGGAGGAGAUGGAGGAAAUAUCGAAAACGUGACUGCGACGACGCAGAUGGUGUUCGCGUCCGCCAGUGCAUUUGGGGCGAUUGGGUGCUCGUUCGCUUUGCAAGAGUUUGCGAAUCGAUACGUCGGCGAAUUAGCUUUGUUGAGUAGUCAUAGUAACAGCAGUAGCAAUACUAAUAAUAAUGAUGAUAAUAACACUAAUAGUAAUAGUACGAGUGGCGAUGCGGAGAAGAAGUUGCGAAUAUCUUCGAUGGACUUUUGGGGGAAUCGAAUCGAAACGGUGGUGAAAUAUCCCGAGGCGGUUAAAGCGCCAUUGCGGAACGUGCCGGAGAGUUCGUACGGUGAAGUAGCUGAAGCGACAUUUUUACCACUAGACGUGUACUUAGACGAAGAGAAGAGGGAGAAGAAACAGUUCAUGGUGAGCUUGAGACACGGGAAGUUGAUCGAUAAGAAGAAGCUACUGGAUGUCUUGAGCGGUAAAAACUAA